Molecule: messenger RNA, 1392 nt
Organism: Sinocyclocheilus anshuiensis
Lineage: Eukaryota; Metazoa; Chordata; Actinopteri; Cypriniformes; Cyprinidae
Product: cysteine and glycine-rich protein 3-like
Exons: 5
Coding region: 9-617 (202 amino acids)
Biological process (GO): cardiac muscle contraction; muscle tissue development; sarcomere organization
Cellular component (GO): Z disc; nucleus; cytoplasm
Molecular function (GO): structural constituent of muscle; actinin binding
Source: RefSeq, a predicted model, not a curated record
CCGUGUGAAUGUCAGAGUCCCUGCCAGAGCUGAAGAUGCCAAACUGGGGUGGAGGAGCCAAAUGUGCGGCCUGCAAGAAGACGGUUUACCAUGCUGAGGAGAUCCAGUGCAACAGCCGGAGCUUCCACAAAACCUGCUUCAUCUGCAUGGCUUGCCGUAAAGGUUUAGACAGCACAACAGUUGCAGCACACGAGUCUGAGAUUUACUGCAAAUCCUGCUAUGGCAAGAAAUAUGGUCCAAAAGGUUAUGGGUACGGCCAGGGUGCUGGAGCGUUGAGUUCUGACCCCAUUAAUAAUGAAGAACUUCAGCCUCAGGAGCCCAAAGCUCCCCAUCCUGCAUCUGCUAACUCAAACCCAAGCAAGUUUGCACAGAAGUUUGGGAGUACGGAUCGCUGUCCUCGCUGCUCCAAAGCCGUUUAUGCAGCAGAGAAAGUCAUGGGUGCUGGAAAGCCCUGGCACAAAACCUGCUUCCGCUGUUUACUGUGUGGGAAGAGCCUGGAAUCCACCACAGUGACGGAUAAAGAUGGAGAGCUCUACUGUAAAGUUUGCUAUGCCAAAAACUUUGGUCCAAAGGGGCGUGGCCUGGGGAACCUGGGUGUGGUUGAGGACAAUGAAUGACAAGCUUAGACCAACCCAAUGCAGCCGCUUUUUCCACUGCACACAACAACCGAAUAUGACUGUCAGAAUUUGCCCCUUAGUGGCAGUCCUGAUGAAUUUUUUUGCAUGUUCAGAAAAGGAGCGCAAUAGCAAGAGCAUUUAACCUCUAAAACAUUCACCAUGGUGGAAUAAAUAAAAGUGUGCAAAAAUUUAAUUAUUAAUUAAUUAACUAAAUGAACAAUGUAUUUCUUCUUUAGCAAUAACUAUGCAUUUUGACAAGUUUUAAUGCAUUCAUAGCUCAAUUUGGAUCUGAAAAUUCCACAUUUUCUAUAGGAAAUGAAUGACUUCUGGUCUAUCAAACGCUAUUUGUUGUGUGCAGUGAAAAGCCAGCGUUAUACUUCAAGCUGAAGUGUGUCAGUUCCAAACAGAAUAAAAGAACAAAAGAAAACCCUCCAAAACUCACACCAUUGGUUGAACCAAUGUUCCUGUGUGUGGACUGUGUGGUUAAGCAGUUUAAUGUUGUGAUGGUGCAAAAUGUUUACACUUUUUGAGAACCUCAACCAACCAAUUGCUGACUUAUUUCUCUUCAUGGUAAGUUGGGAAAGGGGAAAAUAUUUUAAUUACACACUUCAGCUUUAGACGUGAUCUUAUGUUGAUGCUAUGCAGCAUAAAAGAAAUGUAUUACAAUUAUAUGAAUCCUAACUACUGUAACUGUAUAUCACAUGUCAUAGCAUAAAAACAUAAAUAAAGAGUAAAUAAAGGAUAAAAUAUGUGUCAUUCAACAUUGAUUCAAAGA